CGCUGGACCAUCGCCACCGUCGCCUUCAUGCCUACCUCACCUCCGUAGCCUGAUUUCUCUCGACGACACCUCCUUUGGCUCCGGGCACCGACAUAAACACGACAACCGCCCUCGCCAUGUCGCCGCCCGCCGGCGUUAACGCCCAGCUGCGACAGCUCAUACACUACCACCUAGACAAUGGCUUCCUCGAGAACGCACUAUUUCUUGCAAGCCGCCUCCAGGCCCUCGAACCUCGCAACGCGGACGCCACGCAUUUGCUAGCCCUCUGCAACCUCCGAUUGGGUCGAUACAAGGCCGCGUUUGACUAUGCCAAACCGAAAGGACAUCAGCCACCGCAUCUGGGGUGCGCAUACGUGUUUGCGCAGGCCUGCCUCGGCCUGGAGCGGUUUGAUGUUGGAGCUCAGGCACUGGAGAAGACCCGCGGGCUUUGGGCAGGUCGAAAUCACUGGAACAAGCACUCAGAUACGUCGAGGCGACCCGUGCCAGAUGCGGCCGCCUGCUAUUGCCUCCUGGGAAAGCUGUACGCCGCCUGGGGCGACACGAAGAAGGCGAUCGACUACUAUGUGGAAGCACUCAAGAUCAACCCGUUCAUGUGGGACGCAUUCACCGGUCUCUGCGACAUGGGCGCUGUCGUUCGCCCCCAGAACAUCUUCAAAAUCACUCCUGAGAUGCUCGCAUCCAUAUCGCACUCCGUGACCAACGGCCACAGUACGACUUCCUUCAACUCUCAAGACGAUUUUGACGGGAAGAACCCGUUCGUAUCGACGCCUGAGAUUGACCCUUUCAACCCGUCUGUGCGACCUGGAGGCGAUGUUGGACUUAAUUUGGGAGGCUCUAAUCUCCUAUCGAAGCUUAACGGCAGCAUUCCUGUCACGUACAGCAACGGCAUUGGCUCGUCGUAUCCGGAUGUCGAGACACCGACUUCCAAUGGCCAGAAUAUUCCCGAUGAAGAUGUCAUGAUGGGUGAAGCAGGAGGCCCCGUCAUAAACGAGCCUUGCCCAGAGAUUCUUCAUGCUCCGGGUCGAAAGCCACGGAUGCAGGCAUUCAGCGCUACGGAAGAUCCACCAAAGAUGCGACCAAUUACGACACGGACGAGGCUGAAGACGACGUCGGAAACGAACGAGCGAACGGAAAUUCCUCAGCCGGCCGGCUGGCAGAAUGGCCACAAGCGAACCGUCUCAGGUCACUCGAUGCAACACGUGCAUCAAAUAAACGCACCAACAGCUGAUCCCACUGCGGCUCCACCUAGGAGAAGCGUGAGGUUACUGAACUCAAUAAGCGGAAUACGGCCAUCAAGUAGCAGGCUAGCCAAUGCAGCAAGUAGAGAUCCGGAAGGCAGGGAGCGUCGGGAGCUUAGGAAGGCGAAAGCUACCGGUACGAAGGGGAAGUCGAGCACAGUAUCUACUGUGGGAAGAGUAGUGAGUGGUAAUCGAAAGCCGACCAUUGAAAUCUCGGAGUCUUCAAAACCGGAGUCGCGCCCGGCAAGCGCAGCUGCCAUAGCGGCACCGCCACCGAAAAUGGCUGCACCCCCAGAGCCUUUGAGAGAACAGGAAGCGCUGAACUGGCUUCUUGAACUCCUCCUCAGGAUCGGUUUAGGAUAUAAAUAUCUGAGCCGAUUCGAGUGUAGUAAGGCCAUUGACGCCUUUAACGUAAUAUCCACGCCGCAGCGCGAGACUCCUUGGGUACUAGCACAACUCGGAAAGGCCUACUACGAGAGCUCCAAGUACGCCGAGGCCGAAAAGGUGUUCCAACGCAUACGAGACAAAGCUCCCUCAUACACGGAUGAUAUGGAGGUCUUCUCAAAUACUCUUUGGCAGCUGAAGAAAGAGACGGAACUGGCUUACCUAGCCCACACUCUGGUCGACCAGGACCGACUCUCACCGCAAGCAUGGUGCGCUCUUGGAAAUGCUUUCUCUCUGCAGCGCGAGCAUGACCAGGCGAUAAAGUGCUUCACGCGAGCUACCCAGCUAGAUCCGAAGUUUGCGUAUGCGUUCACGCUCCAAGGUCAUGAGCACAUCACCAACGAAGAGUAUGACAAGGCGAUGUUCGCGUAUCGGUGCGCCAUCAGCGCUGAUAAUAGGCACUACAAUGGGUGGUACGGACUGGGCCUUGUAUAUGAAAAGCUGGGCAAGUACGAGGUCGCGGAAAAGCACUACAGGGCCGCGUUCAUGAUCAAUCCAAACAAUCCUCUGUUAGCAGUCAGGAUUGGAAACGUUCUUGAUCGGAUGAAGAAGACCGAACCCGCUCUGAUGCAGUACGAAACUGCAGUACGGCUCGAUCCACGGUCAACGCUCGCCCGCUUUCGAAAGGCGCAAAUACAUCUCAAGAUCGGCUCGCCGGAGGAGGCUCUCCAGGAGCUCAUGUUCCUCAAGGACGCAGCGCCCGAUGACGCGAAUGUGCACUUCUUGCUCGCUCGGGCGUUCAAGAAGUUGAAGAAUAGGACGGACGCUGUUCGGCACUUCACAAUUGCGUUAAAUCUAGACCCGAAGGCGCAGCCGGUUAUCAAAGAAGCUAUGGAGAGCUGGGAGGAUGAUGACGCGGAUUGGAGUAGCGGGGACGAGAGGUGAUAGAAAAGCUACAUCCUAUUCUAACUUCUCGGCAUCUCCAUUGCUCAUAUCCCACCCAACGACGCCGCCGGCAGCGAAGACCUUCCACCGCGGCCAACGCCUCUGGACAUCCGACCUUCCAACCCCGAGCCUCUUUCAAGCCUAUCCUGCCGACCAUCGCCGAGCACCAACUGUACUAGCGUCCUGUCCUGAAUACCCCUUCAGCUGCGCAUACCUUUCUGCCCAUUACCGUUAUACCCUAUCUUUCGUCGGCAUGCAUUUCCGGAGUAUAUGAGCGAGGGGGAGCAAGC
Trematosphaeria pertusa is the source of this 2857-nucleotide messenger RNA. Its product is annotated as TPR-like protein. Bases 117 to 2567 code for a protein of 816 amino acids. Lineage: Eukaryota; Fungi; Ascomycota; Dothideomycetes; Pleosporales; Trematosphaeriaceae. The record is from RefSeq and is a predicted model, not a curated record. Gene Ontology annotation, molecular function: protein binding. The transcript is spliced from 3 exons. Gene Ontology annotation, biological process: cell division.